Hirundo rustica (Barn swallow) is the source of this 1746-nucleotide messenger RNA. RefSeq names its product small nuclear RNA activating complex polypeptide 5 (gene SNAPC5). The transcript is spliced from 3 exons. Lineage: Eukaryota; Metazoa; Chordata; Aves; Passeriformes; Hirundinidae. Gene Ontology annotation, biological process: transcription by RNA polymerase II; transcription initiation at RNA polymerase III promoter. Bases 49 to 333 code for a protein of 94 amino acids. The record is from RefSeq and is a predicted model, not a curated record. Gene Ontology annotation, cellular component: nucleus.
GGCGGCCCGUGACGUGAGGGGCGGGCGGGGCCUCCCCCGGCGGGGACGAUGCUGAGCCGGCUGCGGGAGCUGCGCCGGGAGGAGGAGACGCUGCUGCGGGUCAAGGCGGCGCUGCACGAUCAGCUCCGCCGGCUGCGGGUGGAGGAGCUGGCGCUGCAGUCCAUGAUCCAGGCCGGCGAGGAGAACGCCCCUGUGCCGCUGGCAGCCCUGGCCGAGGACACUCAGCAGACUCUCGGGCAGAUGGACAACGAGGCUGCCAUCAAUCAAACCCAGUUACACCUCAGUCUUCAGGGUGACAAAGAGGAGGAAGAAGAGGAAGAAUCUGAUUCUUGAGAGGAAAAAAAUCAGAGAUGGUUUUUAAUACAGACUCAGGAAUUUCUUCUUCAUUCAUUUGAAACUCACCAAGCGAUUUCCAUUUUGUGCUGUGUGUGGAUAUGAACUAUUUGAUAUAUCAGAGUUGAGGGCAGUGACACUGAACACAGGAAUUUCACAGGCUGGGCACAUCUUGACUCAGAUGCUGAAAGAAUGAAAAUCUGCUGCACAAAUAUGUAGCAUAACCCAUUCCACAUUUCAAACCUAAUGUAGCUCUUAUGACAUCUUUGUAUGUGGAAGGGAGAAAUGAUUGAUCAAUCAGACUAAUUAACACACGCACUAAAAGCAAUAAUAGUCUGUUCUCACUAACUGAUGUGAGAAACAAAUCCAGGUCCUGGGGCUGGUGCUGCCCCAGUGAUUACAUGAUAACCUCAUUUGCCUAAACUGGGAAUUUAGGAUCCAGGGUGAGGAAAGAUGUGUCCACGGCUGUCUCCAGCCUUCAGCUGCUGUGUUCUCAGUUCCCUGGAAAGCUGGAGUUACUCCCAGAGUCCUCCCAGUGUCAGCCCAGUUCUGUGCACAGCAGGGAGGUCUCUCUGUCCUCCUGGUGCUCCUCAGUUCUGUCAGUCUGUCCCAAAGGACUUUCCACUUCUGCAGCCAAGGAGCCUUUUAUUUGUCCACAAAUUGUAGAGUAAGAAAUGAUCUGUGGUGCUUAAAAUAAUCUGAUAAUCCUGAGCUGGUGUUAUUUUCUUUUUCUCUCAUUGUAACCUCAUUAAUCAAAGCAAGGUCACCUGCUUCCAUGUGAUUCUCAAGGAGGAGCAUGAGGAGUUUAAGAACCUAAUUAAAAAUGGAAAGUGAUGUGAAAUCUCCACAAUUUUUGCAUUUGGAAAAGUGUUUGGUAUCCUGGGAGUGGUCAGAACUGACAUUCAGCCUCCAGUGAGUUCCUGCCACUGUUUAAUGAGUGUUAAUUUGGCUCUUGUUUGGUUUGUACCAACGGAAACUGUUGGGGUGUAAAUGUGGCUUCAUCCUGUACUGAAGACUGUCCAAGGUUUUGAGGAUCCUGGCUAUCUUAAUGAAGGAAUUUAGAACAGGAAUGAAGAGAUUGUUAAAGAAUCUCUUUAGGUAGGUUAAAGAAUCUCUAAAGGUAAAAAAAAUCCCUAAAGUCUGAGCCAAAACCGUUAUGGUCAGAUAAGCCCUUGCAGUGCUGUGUGUGAGGAGCUGCUUUGGGAGGAGCUCAGGAGCCAUCCUGGCCUUUCCUGGCACAUUUCAGCUCCAAAGGAUAAUUCUGACUGUUGAAAAACGUUAUUUGUGCUCAGAGUAGUUUUCAUGGAUAGAAUUCCUGCUGCUUUUGUGAACGACUCCCUUGCUUUUGGAUUUGAACAGCCCAGUUCUCGUGCAUGUUGCAAUAAAGUUCUCCUCCUGCCGUCCUUCCCCACA